Messenger RNA from Vitrella brassicaformis, 1610 nucleotides. The record is from the annotation of a GenBank genome assembly. Lineage: Eukaryota; Vitrellaceae.
CGAGUAAUUCCGUCCGUGUGUGUGUUGUGCGCGUAUGUACACAGAGCGCACGGCAUUCAGUGUCUAGAGUUCGUCCUUGUCCUUCUUCCUGUCGCUGUCGUCUUCCUCCUCAUCCUCGUCGUCAGCCGACGAUAUCAACACACCCUUAAUUAACACGUACAACACACGUAGACACACACGUGCCACACACAAACGUCUGUCUGUCUGCUGUCUGGGUGUUUGGUUGGUUGGUCGAUGUACCUACCUCGUAGGCCAGCCAGUAGUCAUCGCUGCUGGGCUUGGACACCAUCGCCACGGCGACCUCCUGGUGGCCUGACAACACGCACAGCAAACACAUCCCAUGCAGAUAUAUGGGCAUGGCCAGUGUGGUGUCUGUGGAUCUCUCUCUCUCUCUCUCUCGUUCCCGCAGUUGCGUACCAAGGAUGGGGCAUCGGGGGCAGUUGGCCUGGGUGAACCUGACACACACACAGACCAACGGCAGCCAGACAACAGGUGUCCAUCGGGUCCACACUCGGCCUUGAGAUCUGCACGUGUGUGGCGUUGAUCUCUCACUUGUGUUUUGCAGUCGUCCUGAGGUAUCCAGGGAGUCCCUCGUGUUUGAGGGCCACCUUCUUGCCGCGCUCCCACACCUCGGCCUUCUUGUCGCCGCACUCGACAAUGAAAUUGUCGCCCACAUCUCCCACUCCACUACUACCAAACACGCUCACCUGACACACACACAUACACACACACGAAUGGCAACCAACAGCCAUGUGUUGUGCUGUUUGCUGUGGCCACCCUUCAUUGAUAAUCGACCCAUGUAUGUUGCCCGCCGUCCGCACCUCUUUCAUGCCCGAGACGGGCGACCGCCACGCGUGGCUGUGUACGUUCUUCUCCGUGUCGAGGUGCUCGAGGCGAAUGACGUCCCCACACUUGAUGGGUGCGCCGGUGUGGCAGCCGGGCAGGUUCAUGCCCUCCUUGACCAGCCACAACAAACUGCGGUCCGCCUCAUCGCUCUUCUGAGCCGUCUGCAGAGCACACACAUACACGCCCACAGACAUGACCCACAUACGUACGGUUCUGCUCGUUCAAAUGGGAGUCGUGGGUCUGUCUGUUUGAGCUACCUACCACAGCUUGCUGCCCACUGCCCGAGCCCCAAUUGAUGCCCGCAGAGAACAGCCUGCGCCCAAUACAAAGACACAGAUCAAGCGACGAAACCCACAGUGACAGUCGUCUGCGAGACGGAUCUCCCUCUUGCUCUUCAUCUGUGUCGUCACUGACUUGAAUCCUGUGUCGGCGUGUUUGAGGUAGAUGGCGCUGCCACACGUGAUGGGCUUGGCACCCACACCGCCAGGCACUUUGCCGCCGAACCAGUCUACCAGGGUCACGCACACGCACACCAGCACCAGCCCGAUGCUGGACAGGCCGAUUGAACCUUUCCUGCGCCACACGCGGCGUCUGCACGAGCCGCAGCGGCUCUCGGGAUCCCCACGCUGUCCGCUCCCCGCCUGUUGACGCGAAGCUGCUGAUGGCGGAUCUCUCGCGUGGCGCAGAGGCCGAGCGACUGCUUUUCUAUGCUCCAUGCUGUACGCUGGAGCUGCUACAGGUGCUGAAAGAUCUUCUUCACUCCU